CCCCCCCUCCACCGGGUUUCCUAUUUACCGAGAGCGGAGUCGCGGGUUCUGACGGUGGUGGAGCCCUUUGCCUCUCUUCGCUCACCAGCCGGCCCCGUUCUCCCGCGCGGGGCUCCGGCGCCCGCCCGUGGGCCGUGGGGCGCGGGAGAGGCGGAGGCGGCCCGAGGCUAAAGCACCCGCCAGGCGCCGAGGGGUAAUCUUUGGAGUUUGAAGCCUGAGCAAGAUAGCCUGUGUUCUUGAAGUAUACUGAAAAUAUAAUGUCACAUACGUCUACACACUUGUUUUUGAAUUUCUGUGUACUUUACACUCGAGGCCUGGAUAAUGCCAUCACAAUAGUUUGUCUAGUGACUAAAAAAAAAAAAAGACGUGGAAAACUGUAAAGACAGUCAAGUCAAAGAGAAUAUGAAACAGGUGUCAAAAUGACAUCCAGAUUUGGGAAAACAUACAGUAGGAAAGGAGGAAAUGGCAGUUCAAAGUUUGAUGAAGUCUUUUCCAACAAACGGACCACCCUUAGCACAAAGUGGGGAGAGACCACAUUUAUGGCUAAAUUAGGACAGAAGAGGCCCAAUUUCAAACCGGAUAUCCAAGAAAUUCCGAAGAAACCUAAGAUGGAAGAAGAAGAUACUGGAGAUCCUUUUGGAUUUGACAGUGAUGAUGAGUCUCUACCAGUUUCUUCAAAGAAUUUAGCCCAGGGUAAAGGUUCCUCUUAUUCAGAAUCUAGUGAAGCUGCUCAGCUGGAAGAUGUCACUUCUGUACUUGAAACUAAUAGCAAAAUUAGUCACGUGAUGGGUGAAGACAGUGUUGUAUCUGAUAAAUGCUUACGUUUGGAGGAUACUUUGCUUGGGAAAGAAAAGAGCACAAACCGUGUCUUAGAUGAUGAUGCAAGCAGAAGUAGCUGUGCUAAAUUAAUUACUUCAGAUAAAGUGGAGAACUUUAAUGAAGAACAUGAAAAAAAUAGUCACCAUAUUUGCAAAAAUGCUGAAGACAGUACUAAGAAACCCAAUGCAGAAACUACAGUGGCUUCUGGAUACAAAGCUGAUGAAAUCAAAGAAACAAAUGAUACUUGGAACUCCCAGCUUGGAAGAAGGUCAGAAUCUCCAUCAGAAACAUCUUCAAUCAAGGGAUCUGUAAGAACUGGUUUGUAUGAAUGGGAUAAUGACUUUGAAGAUAGCAGAUCAGAAGAUUGUAUUUUAAGUUUGGAUAGUGAUCCUCUUUUGGAGAUGAAGGAUGAGGAUUUUAAAAAUCGGUUGGAAAAUCUAAAUGAAGCCAUUGAGGAAGACAUCAUGCAAAGUGUUCUUAGGCCAAGCAACUGUAGGACGUAUUGUAGGGCCAAUAAAGCAAAAUCCUCACAAGGAGCAUCAAAUUUUGAUAAGCUAAUGGACGGCGCCAGUCAGGGCUUAGCCAAAGCAAACAGUGAAUCAAGUAAAGAUGGCCUGAAUCAGGCAAAGAAAGGCAGUGUAAGUUGUGGGACCAGUUAUAGAGGGACGGUUGGACGGACUAGAGAUUAUACUGUUUUACAUCCAUCUUGCUUGUCAGUUUGUAAUGUUACCAUACAGGAUACUAUGGAACGCAGCAUGGAUGAGUUCACUGCAUCAACUCCUGCAGAUUUGGGAGAAGCUGGCCGGCUAAGAAAAAAAGCAGAUAUUGCAACGUCUAAGACCACUACUAGAUUUCGACCUAGUAAUACUAAAUCUAAAAAAGAUGUUAAACUUGAAUUUUUUGGUUUUGAAGAUCAUGAUGAGACAGGAGGUGAUGAAGGAGGUUCUGGGAGUUCUAAUUACAAAAUUAAGUAUUUUGGCUUUGAUGAUCUCAGUGAAAGUGAAGAUGAUGAAGAUGAUGACUGUCAAGUGGAAAGAAAGACAAACAAAAAAAGAUCUAAAAUGGCUCCAUCACCCUCCUUGCAGCCUCCUCCAGAAAGCAGUGAUAAUUCCCAGGACAGUCAGUCUAGUACUAAUAAUGCAGAAAACUUGGAUUUUACAGAGGAUUUGCCCGGUGUGCCUGAAAGUGUGAAGAAGCCCCCCAAUAAACAAGGAGAUAAAUCAAAGGAAAAUACCAGAAAGAUUUUUAGUGGCCCCAAACGGUCUCCUACAAAAGCUGUAUAUAAUGCCAGGCAUUGGAAUCAUCCAGAUUCAGAAGAACUACCUGGGCCACCAGUAGUAAAACCUCAGAGUGUCACAGUGAGGCUGUCUUCAAAGGAGCAAAAUCAAAAAGAUGAUGGAGUUUUUAAGGCUCCUGCACCACCACCCAAAGUGAUAAAAACUGUGACAAUACCUACUCAGCCCUACCAAGAUAUAGUUACUGCACUGAAAUGCAGAAAAGAAGACAAAGAAUUGUAUACUGUUGUUCAGCACGUGAAGCACUUCAAUGAUGUGGUGGAAUUUGGUGAAAAUCAAGAGUUCACUGAUGACAUUGAGUACUUGUUAAGUGGCUUAAAGAGCACUCAGCCUCUAAACACACGUUGCCUUAGUGUUAUUAGCUUGGCUACUAAAUGUGCCAUGCCCAGUUUUCGAAUGCACCUGAGAGCACAUGGAAUGGUAGCAAUGGUCUUUAAAACCUUGGAUGAUUCCCAGCAUCAUCAGAAUCUGUCCCUUUGUACAGCUGCCCUCAUGUACAUACUGAGUAGAGAUCGUUUGAACAUGGAUCUUGAUAGAGCUAGCCUAGAUCUAAUGAUUCGACUUCUAGAACUGGAACAAGAUGCUUCUUCAGCUAAGCUGCUGAAUGAAAAAGACAUGAACAAAAUAAAAGAAAAAAUUCGAAGGCUCUGUGAAACUGUACACAACAAGCACCUUGAUCUAGAAAAUAUAACGACUGGGCAUUUAGCUAUGGAGACAUUACUGUCCCUUACUUCUAAACGAGCCGGAGACUGGUUUAAAGAAGAACUACGGCUUUUGGGUGGUCUGGAUCAUAUUGUAGAUAAAGUUAAAGAAUGUGUGGAUCAUUUAAGUAAAGAUGAGGAUGAAGAGAAACUAGUAGCCUCAUUAUGGGGAGCAGAGAGAUGUUUACGAGUCUUAGAAAGUGUAACAGUGCAUAAUCCAGAGAAUCAAAGCUACUUGAUAGCAUAUAAAGAUUCACAACUCAUUGUUUCAUCAGCUAAAGCAUUACAGCAUUGUGAAGAAUUGAUUAAGCAGUAUAACCGUGCUGAGAACAGUAUAUGCUUACCUGACAGUAAGCCUCUGCCUCACCAGAAUGUAACUAAUCACGUGGGCAAAGCAGUGGAAGACUGCAUGAGGGCCAUCAUUGGGGUGUUGCUCAAUUUAACUAAUGAUAAUGAAUGGGGCAGCACCAAAACAGGAGAACAGGAUGGCUUGAUUGGCACAGCGAUGAACUGUGUGCUUCAGGUUCCAAAGUACCUACCUCAGGAGCAGAGAUUUGAUAUUCGAGUGCUGGGUUUAGGUCUACUGAUCAAUCUAGUGGAGUAUAGUGCUCGGAAUCGGCACUGUCUUGUCAACAUGGAAACAUCGUGUUCUUUUGAUUCUUCCUUCUGUAGUGGAGAAGGAAAUGAUAGUUUAAGGAUAGCUGGACAAGUUCACGCAGUUCAGGCAUUAGUGCAGCUAUUCCUUGAGCGAGAGCGAGCAGCACAGUUGGCAGAAAGUAAAACAGAUGAAUUGAUCAAAGAUGCUCCCACCACUCAGCAUGAUAAGAGUGGAGAGUGGCAAGAAACAAGUGGAGAAAUACAGUGGGUAUCAACUGAAAAGACUGAUGGUACAGAAGAGAAACAUAAGAAGGAGGAGGACGAUGAAGAACUUGACCUCAAUAAAGCCCUUCAGCAUGCUGGCAAACACAUGGAGGAUUGCAUUGUGGCCUCAUACACAGCACUACUUCUCGGGUGUCUCUGCCAGGAGAGUCCAAUCAAUGUGACCACUGUGCGUGAGUAUCUGCCAGAAGGGGACUUUUCAAUAAUGACAGAGAUGCUCAAAAAAUUCUUGAGCUUCAUGAAUCUUACUUGUGCUGUUGGAACCACAGGCCAGAAAUCUAUCUCUAGAGUGAUUGAAUACUUGGAACAUUGCUAGCUGCUUUACCUUUGCUUCAGGUGCUCGGUAAUGCUGGAGCUAUUCUUAGACAAAGAAAAGUCACGAAAGAAGUCCUUGAAGAUAUACCAAGAACAUUCAUCAGUAUCAUUGAUAUGUGGAUUUUUAAGGCCACCUGAUUUCUUCUUCGUCAUGCAUUCUGCAUUUGCUAAAUGACAGUUACUACAUCAAUCUGCAACUAUCAAAAAUGAGGGAAAAGGUUCAGGCUGUUAACAGUUCCACACAGUAUUUAAACACACUUUGGCAGAAUUUAUACUCUCCCCUUGUUUUCUUGCUUUUAUUCUGGGCAAGUUUUAAGGGGAAAAUUUGUGCUGCUGUUAGUGCAACUGCUGUGUAUGUUGAGCCACUGUUGUCAUGCCAGCCAGGUGCAAAGGCAGCUUAGCUACUGAGGUAUCGAAUGUUCUGGGGACAUUCUAGACAACAGCUUAGUUCCUUUUUCAGGCUCAUUUGCUUUUGCUUUUUUGUUGAAUGAUUCCGAUCGUAAAUAAAGCUUUUAAUAAUUUUGUGAA
Messenger RNA from Physeter macrocephalus (sperm whale), 4537 nucleotides. RefSeq names its product WAPL cohesin release factor (gene WAPL). Bases 420 to 4010 code for a protein of 1196 amino acids. The record is from RefSeq and is a predicted model, not a curated record. Lineage: Eukaryota; Metazoa; Chordata; Mammalia; Artiodactyla; Physeteridae. The transcript has 20 exons.